Molecule: messenger RNA, 2201 nt
Organism: Malurus melanocephalus (red-backed fairy wren)
Lineage: Eukaryota; Metazoa; Chordata; Aves; Passeriformes; Maluridae
Gene: TBC1D20
Product: TBC1 domain family member 20
Exons: 8
Coding region: 912-2120 (402 amino acids)
Biological process (GO): positive regulation of GTPase activity; endoplasmic reticulum to Golgi vesicle-mediated transport
Cellular component (GO): endoplasmic reticulum membrane
Molecular function (GO): GTPase activator activity
Source: RefSeq, a predicted model, not a curated record
UGAAAAGUGUAAAUAUUGGGGUCUUUAUCAGUAAGUCUGAGAGGAGGAUCCCGCAAGAUGUGCUCCUUUCUUCCCACUACUCUCUAAAUUCUUCGUGUAUGAACAGGAGUUUUUUCUCCYUUAGGCUUUGUCUCCUUCCCGAGGCAUCGGUAUGUGACAGCCCAGUGUGUGCGUGUGGCAGGGGAUCAGGAACAGCUGGGGGUAGGGAACUGGUUGGGAAUAGGGAACCGGCUGAGCAGAGCUGGCUUCUGUUGUGCAAAUAACUCUGCUUGCACAAGGGGCGGGAAAGGAAGUAAAAGAAACUGCAGUCACUGUGUGAGCGAUAGGAGAUUUAAUGUUACCAGGAACUUGGAAUUCAGARGGAGGUGGAGCUCUGUCGUGGGCUGUUACAGCUUGUUUUGAUCCAAGAAGUGUUUAAAAAGGGUCUUUGAGAAGGAACAGCAUCUACUGCUCGACCUACUUAUCGUCCGUGUGUGUGAGCAGCCUGCCGACCUGCCGGCUCCUUUCAGACCUCGCAGAGAGCUGCRCUUCCAGCCAGCAGCUCGGAGGCAGAGGGCGGGGGCAGUGGCUGAGGUGCCACGUGGGCAGAGGAAUGAACUCCCCGAUCGCUGCCGGGAGGGCACGGCCUUGGGAAACAGCUGUUUCUCCAUCGAGGUCCUUUUAAUUCCUCCCACCACAAAUCCUCUUUGGACACGUCCCUUAUAGAACAAGUCUUGUUUGGAUCCCAAGAGUUGUUGCAUCUAUGGGAAAAGCCUUUAGGGAAAGGCAACGUUUGUAGCCUCAUCCUGCACUCCAGCCCCACAGCUGCUCAGCAAAACCUCCUUACUGGCRACUCCUCCGGUGUGGGAUAUCGAGUGGCUCUCAGCCACUUCUCUCCUUCCUCACAUGAGGCAGCGGUGACAAAUUCCACCAUGUGGUGUGAAAUAGUGUCCCUUCUCCGCUCCCUGGGAAGCGCUCUGGUGUCCUACUUCGAUGAUAAAAAGAAAAGAAAAGUGGCAGAGAUUUACCAGGCUCUGAACAGUGACCCCAUUGAUGUGGCAACGCUGAGGCGGAUGGCGAUCAGUGAGGGUGGCCUCCUGACGGACGAGAUCCGGUGCAAAGUGUGGCCAAAGCUGCUCAGUGUUAAUACAGAUGACCUGCCCCCUCUUCCAGCAGGGAAGGAGCUGCGAGAGGACAGUAAGGAUUACCAGCAAGUGUUACUGGAUGUGCGGCGAUCCCUGCGCCGCUUCCCACCAGGGAUGCCCGAUGACCAGAGGGAAGGAUUGCAGGAGGAGCUCAUCGAUAUCAUCCUCCACGUCCUCAAGCGCAACCCCCAGCUGCACUACUACCAGGGCUACCAUGACAUCGUGGUCACCUUCCUCCUGGUGGUGGGGGACAGGCUGGCCACGGCACUGGUGGAGAAGCUCUCAACACAUCAUCUCAGGGAUUUUAUGGACCCAACGAUGGAUAAUACCAAGCACAUUUUAAAUUACCUGAUGCCCAUUAUAGACCAGGUGAACCCUGAGGUGCAUGACUUCAUGCAGAGUGCAGAGGUGGGCACCAUCUUUGCCCUUAGCUGGUUGAUCACCUGGUUCGGCCACGUUUUGUCUGACUUCCGGCAUGUUGUGCGAUUAUAUGACUUCUUCCUGGCUUGCCACCCACUGAUGCCCAUUUAUUUUGCGGCUGUGAUUGUGCUGCACCGGGAGCAGGAAGUUCUGGACUGCGAGUGUGACAUGGCCUCUGUCCACCACCUCCUGUCCCAGAUCCCACAGGACCUUCCCUACGAGUCUCUGAUCAGCAAAGCCGGGGACCUUUUUGUCCAGUUCCCACCAUCCGAACUCGCCAAGGAGGCAGCUCAGGCUGAACGAACUGCGGCUUCCACUUUUAAGGACUUUGAGCUGGCAUCAGUGCAGCAGAGACCAGACACUGUGUUGAGGCAGCGCUUCAGGGAGCGGYUCCGAGGGGAGGAGCGCCUCCAAGGGGAGGAGCGGACAAAAUCCAUCUUGACAAAGCCCCGGACCAACCGCUUUGUCAAGCUGGCAGUGAUGGGGCUGACGGUGGCCCUGGGAGCAGCUGCCCUGGCCGUGGUGAAGAGUGCACUGGAGUGGGCACCCAAGUUUGAACUGCAGAUUUUCCCCUGAAGCCGGAGGAAGGGCCUUCCCUGUUACCACAUCCUUCCCCGGUGGGAAGGGCUUAUGUUUGAUGAAGGACAUGUCCAGAAA